This is a messenger RNA of Chara braunii, 1732 nucleotides long. Lineage: Eukaryota; Viridiplantae; Streptophyta; Charophyceae; Charales; Characeae. The record is from the annotation of a GenBank genome assembly.
UGCAAGCGUUGGGCCUCGCUGGACUACUCUCCACAUGCACCAAAGACAAAAAAUAUGACUCUGUAUCUUUCCAUGUUAUAGCGUAAGAUUCGUUCUCAUUUUGCACAUUUGGAGAGUAGUGCACCGAGGCCCGUUGUCAAGGCGGGUCGGCUGAGCUGCAUCCCGGACGGACCAGCUGGACUCCAGUUCUCGCCAGCUGGAUUACACUGUGUUCCAGCUGGUCCCACGGGAACUGGACUGCGUUCCCGCUAUUGCAGGUGGUUUAUUUUUUUAUUUUUAUUUUUUUAGCAAGUUGCCACUCUGAUGACUCCCUUGAGCCGUGUGGCGGCCAGGCCUCAUCCGGACCUGCUGAUGGGGAUCGCGAUGGCGAGAGCGGGGUCGGGGGCGCCGAUUGCAGUCCGUCUGGGUAAGCAGCUGAUCGUCGACGCCUCUCCCCUCCAGACACGUGUCCAGCACCACCGAGAGGCGAUGCCGAUCCCGAUCCAACGGCUGACGUGGCACGACGGAGAACAGGCGUGUUGCCGAGCGUCGAUUGCGAUCUCGGCGAGGAUCUCGGUCCCGAGCCCUGUCCUUCCGACGCCGAAGGCAACGAACUCUCACGUCCCGCUUCGUCGUGUUGAUGCGUACUGCCUUGCGUCGGGUUACGGAGACCGGGGUGUCGCGACCCAUCAUCCUCGCGAGAUUCACCCACCCCCGCAGCAUGAGCAGUCGAUUGCGCAGAGGAGGAAGCUGGGGCUGCCGCUGGAGACGAAGCAUUCGGGAACUGUCAUCUUUAGGACAAAAAAGGGCGGGAAAGGGAGCAUUGGCCAAUCUCCCGCCAAUCAAGCGCAGCAACUCUUGGGCGCCACGAGAGCCAGCUCGGGAUGUCUUCAUGGAUGCACCUGGUCGCGAUCCACGUGGAGGUUUGGUUCGUACUCGGUGAGGAGAAACAAUGCUGCGGCCCCGGUGCAUGGCUCGUGCUGGCAAGGUUCCCUCCUUUCUCCUUCUCCAUCCUCGUCGUUCUCAUCUUGGACGCCAUCGCCAUGGCCGUCGGACAAGCUCAGAGAUCGACACGUGGCUUGCGGCGGAUCGUUGCGUCGUGGUAGGAUUGAGGAGGAGCACGGGACGGCGAAUAUGAAUGUGGGUUCGGUCGCAACGUGUAUGACGCCAGGCCAGGAUUUUCAUCAGGUCGAGCAUCGUCAUUCCUCGGGAGGCCUUGCAGGCGAAGGGAGUAAUCACCAUACGACGGCGGAUUUCGGUAAUGAUAGAGUGGAAAGUGAAUCUCUGGAGCAAACAAGCCACCAUCUCUCUGAUGCACGGGAGUCCUGCGAUCGGUCAAACACCACUGCAAGAGUGGGUUGCAAUCGAAUGCCGAAGGUUCUGGCAGUGAUUGGCGGCGGAGCCGCGGGAAUUUUUGGCGCAUUGCGCGCCAAGGACCUUUGCCGCUCCCUACAGGUUGCUGUUUUCGAGAAAACAGCUCCGUUGUCUAAAGUGCGAAUAUCUGGUGGAGGGCGAUGCAAUGUGACGACAGGGCUCUACGUUGAUGCUUUGGGUUUGGCUGCACAGUAUCCAAGGGGUAAUCGGGAGCUAAAGGGUGCGUAUUUUCGUACUCAUGGUCCACUUGAUACAGUGGAGUGGUUUGAGAAGCGAGGAGUUGCCCUCAAGACAGAAGAGGAUGGGAGGAUGUUUCCUGUGAGCAACAGCUCAUCGACCAUCGUGGACUGUCUUCUGAAUGAGGCCGCUCGUCUUCAAG